GUGCUUUAAACGCCUUUUCUUAGGUCCGACAAUAUGGUGUGUGCCACUAAACUCUCCUGACGGAAUUUAAUGUAAUUAUCGGAUUACAGUGCUGCCGCACUGAGGCUAGAAAUAUUUACUACUAUCCUGACGACCGAGGUGUUUUCCGUCUCUGCUGCUUUCUCAGGCAGUAGUGACUGGAUUGUACAGUGUUAUUAAAUCCGUUCAUUUUGACAGCAUCGGUUAAGCUGUUAGUUAUUUGCGAGAUAAAGAUUUUUGUCGAGGAUUGGAGAGCUUUACGCACAGCCAGGACGCACAAGUGGAGAUGUCGACUGUGGAGUCGAGGCGAAUAUAGAGGGAUCUUCUUAAAACGAGGCUUUGGGUAAGUUUAAUUUCACACUUUGAAUCAUAAAUGUGUAAUUAUAAUUAGUUUCUUUUUAAGUUUAUUGUAUUCUGUGAGUUUAUUUAAUGAUGUUUGAGAUAUUUUGUGUAAAAGAUAAAGUUAAGCUGAGUUAACCACAGCUAAAAGGACUCCAAGUUCAUGUUUCCAAGUGUUUCCCCAUUAACAGCACUAUUUUCAGUGUAUGAAAUGUCAAAAUAGUUGAGUUUAAGAGUUGUCAUGUUGUUUAUAUCUAUAGAUCAAUUUUGGAUGAUGUAUGCAUCUUAAUAACGGUGUAUUUUUGGAAGUGAACUGAUAUAACUGAAUUUUCUGAUUUCCAGACAAUCGUCAGAGGCUUUGAAGACAACCGCCGCUCGUCUUGUCCAGAAUCUGCUUCUGUUAUGUCUGUGUCCUCUCUGCCGGAAUGGAAGCAACUCCUGCUGGAGAAAAAGAGGCGAGAGGAGGAGGAGCGCGAGAGAAGGGAGAAAGAGGAGGAGGCGAAAUUUGCCAGCAUGCCCGCCUGGAAGCGUGGGAUCAUCCAGAGGAGGAAGGCGAAACAAGACAGUUUAGGCGACAAAGACAAAGACAGGGAGGUCUGUCUGCUGCAGGUGGAUGCCAGAUGUCCAUCUGACUGUCUGAGUGACACCGACAGCUUCAUAGCCGUCAAUUUUGGGAGUGAGCUGUCACUUAGUCCAGAUCCAGGGCAAUGGCUGGACGCAGACAUCAAAUCCCUGAGUCAGGUGUCUGUAGAAACUAUCGUUCCUCUCCAUGAAAACCCUUUCAUUCGCACGCAGAGUGCAAAGAGGAAAGGGAGGGAUGCAGACCUAGGGGUCGACCUGGAAGCUAGAGAGAAAUCGAGUACCAGGAGUCAAGAGGGGGAGUCAGGGAGAGGAAGAGAUAUAGAGCUAAAAAUAGAGAGAUUCAGAGAUUUAAGUGAGGGACGGGAAACAGAAAAAAGCCGGGACAGGAGUCAAGGAAGAGAGCAAGAGAGAACAAGAGAAGGAUGGGAGAAAGAUAAGAGUCAGUGGAAAGAGUCGGGUAAAGAUCAAACCAGAGAGCAGGAGUUACUCAAAGCCCUGAAAGAUGAUUCAGAAACAGAUCCACAGUCUUGUUCGUCGUCUAUCGUCCCUUGUCUGCGGACCAUCCGAGCCGACAACAUCAUUAUCAUCGAGCAAGAGAGGAAGGGCGCAGAGGAGAGGAGGGGCAGAUGGAGGGAGACAGAGAGCGAGAGACCCGAGGAGGACCACCAGGGCAAGAGAGGGAUGAAGAUGAACCUGAGGGAGAUCCUGUCAGGAGGGGGAUGUGUCACGGAGAUCAGAGCGUCUGAGGUUCUGAUCAUAAAGCCCUCGGUGAGCCCUGAAGAGAGGAGUCCAGGAGGGGGAGGAGGGGGUAAAAGUUCAGGCAGAGAGGAUGGAGAAAUGAAGGGGAGUGUGGAUGGAAGGAGGGAGAGCAUGGGCCGGGAGUUUCGAACAGAUAUUUCCUGGCUACGAGAAAAAGAGAAAGAAAGACCGCGGGGCCAGGCGACAGUAAUCAAAGAGGACAAGAAGGACAGUGCGGACGAUAGCAUGUUUGAAAGAGGAGGGAGAGUCAGCCAGCUGCUCAGCAAAUUCGGAGAGCACCCCAAGCCUCCAUCUCGAUCCAAAAGCUCUGAUAAUUUCCUCCGACCCGGGAGAAGAAAACUGUCAGAUGAAGAUGAGCAGCAGUCUGAGGAGAGGAAGACAGACGGGAGGAAUACUUUGCUGAAAGGUGUGCCCAAACGCUCUUUUAGCUUUUCUGAUCGUGUCAUCUCUGCCAAGGAGAACGGUUUGGACGAUAACGGGCAUUAUGAGAAGAAAACACGUGAGAGGAUACAUUCAGACAGGAGCAUGCCAGCUUGGGCUGACCUAACAGGGAAGGAUAUCAAACUGGGGAACACACGGUUUUUAGAGAAAGAGCGGUGUAAAAAAGAUAAAGAGAGGCAUUUCAAAAAUAAAGAGGAAAAGAGGGGUCCCAAGAUGAGGAGAAAUGAUCAAGAGAUCCACUUAAAACACAGAAGUGAAGUCAAGAAAGUGGAACUCUUUGACACAAAGGUCAGUGAGAAAGAUAGCGAUGCAGAUGGAGAUCAGGGGUUCACUGUGGCUUCUGUCAAAAACACAGAAGGAAUCUCAUUUGCUCGCAGGGUACCAAUCAGGCAGGAUGUGAAAGCGAGAGCCGACAGAGACGCGAAGCAAACCACAGGUCAAAAAAGUUCAGAGAGAGAGCCGAGUGUAGAAAAAGACUCCGAAUCAGAGAGACAGAAUGAAAAGGUGACAGAUUCUCAGAGGGAAGAGGGCUGUGAAAGUAUAACACAAACUGAAAGUGUGCAAAAGAGUCAUGGCGCCACAUCCGCAGAGCUGGCUAGUCCAGGUCACGCUCAGUACAGACAUGAAUCAGCUUUUAAAGAGUGCUCAAGUCUACUCUGCGCUAUUUCAGACAGAGCUAGAGACGCUCAUAGUGGGCCAGAGUGGAGUGGCGGAGGGUCACAGGCGUCUUAUCUUGCGUACAACGUUUUGUCCAAACAAACAGAAGAACUUAUCAGUAAAAUAGAGAAAAUAGGAGACACAACUGUUUACCACAGCGAGAAGAGUGAAAGGGCUUGCAAGGGUGCUUAUGAAAUGCCAAAAGAAAGCAAACAAGAUGAGCAAACAAUCAGUGAUAAUGAAUCUGAGGGCCCGGCUCAUAAUAUGAAUCCCAAAGCUACUAAAAGGAUUCAACCUGCCGGGAUCCAUCCAGGUCCCCUUGAGAUUCAAAUCCCGAGGAGUGUGUUUUAUGUUGCCCAAGAAAUGGAGGAGAAAAAGAAGAACGAGGGUCAAAGUGAUGAUGGGAAAGACUGGGAAGCAGGUAAAGGAGUCGAAAGGAGGGAUAGCUGGAGGAUCGGGAAACCCCUCAGCCGGAUUGAGUCCCUGCGAGAGAAGAUAAGACAAAGAGAGCUGGAGAAACUGAGACAGAAAGCAGCAGAGGACGGAAGCGAAGGUGAAGCUGCAGAAAUAAAUGCUACUGCAGGGCAGAGUAACGACGAGACGGGAAGUGAGAUCGAGAAAGAGAGGGAUGGUGCAGCACAUAUGCGGAAGAGGCCUGUCGAAGCGGAGAGGGGACAGGAAGAUGCAGCAGCGCAGACAUCCAUGACGGCAUUUGACGUCAAACAGGAAGUCAGUGUGUUGAAAACCAACCCUCAACUUCCUGUUCCUGUCCCACACUCACAAGCUGUCAGAGGGGAGGAAGUAACAAGCGGGUAUGCUGCUGCUGCUGCUGCUACUGAAGGUAUCUCUGAAAGCCUCCAAACAACCGAGAAUGAGGACGAACCUUUAAAACAUGUCGAGGAACAGCUGAGGAACCCCUGGAGCCAAUCGGAGAAUAAAGAAAAAGACAGGAAGGACGAGGACAAGGAACUAUCCGAGGGGAAAUCAGAGGAUUAUCCAUCGCCUUUGGACUCAGGGCAGCCAUUCUCAUCGUUUUCACCACAUCCCAAUUCCCUAACAGCCAUGAGCCGGAUCUACAACCUGGAAACAGUCGGCUCAAGGUCGGGCUUGUGUCUGAGGGAGAGGACUGUCGAGAUCCCACCAGUGCACCUUGUGAAAGUGAAGCCGCUCAUGUCAAACUCACCGCAAUCUGACAGCAAGGAAUCAUCAGGUGACAGCAGUUGUGGGGUUCAGACGAUCCAACAGCAGAUAGAGCAGUUUCAGCUGAAAGAGCAGGGAGCACUGAAGUCAAGCACGUCAGCGAAUAAUCCUCACGAUGCCAGAGGGACAAAGGGGCAGCCAAGCUCUAGGGGACUGUUGAAACACCUGCUCAAAGACAAUGCCAAGAACCAGGAGAAAGAUCAAGAAACGACAGAAUCGAACCCCAAAGUGUCGUCUCAGCGCGCUUGUUCUCCAACGUCUCGGCUCAAACCGUCCAGCCAAACCAUCAACAUCAAUCCAUCACAUCUACGAAGCCAAUCCCCGGACAAUACCUUGAAACCCCCAGACUCCACCCCGACCCCAUGCUGCUCCCCAAGUUCAGCAUCCCCUGCCCAGUCUCCUGGUGUCUCCCCGUGUACCACCCCAUCCCCUACGCUCUUCUCCAUCAGGAGUGCCUCCGGUGGCCAAGUGAAGAGAGGCGCCACCAUCACGAUAUCUCCAAGAAAACCUGCUGUGGUGACGAGCUCCACGACGAGCUCCACGACCGGGACCACCACAGCAGGGUCCACCACUGUAACGGCCGAGCCGGGGAAAAAGAAGUACCCCACUGCGGAGGAGAUCGAGGUGAUCGGUGGAUAUCAGAAUCUGGACAAAUCCUGUCUGGUCAAGAACAGAGGAACCUCAAAAAGGGUAGGUGGCGACUGUGUGCUAGUUUGUUUUCCUUUGACUGAGAUAAUCUCAUCAAACACUAAGCUUUCACCUCUGAACCACAGACACAAAGACACCAACGUAGUUUUUAAAUUCCAUGUAGGAAACACAAACAAACUGAAGGACUCUUGAUUUCAAAACGGUGUCAAAAUGGCGCUUCACCAAGGCCAGAUUUGACCGUGAUUGUCGACCCCUGCUUCAUGUCAGAGGUUGGCUGGAGUGCAUCACCUUAUGUCACCUGCCUGAUGGUCGCUGGUUGUCAAGCUGAAUCCCCUUUCACUUGGAGAACAUCCCCUUUGAUUGAGAAGUGCGAUCGCAGAGACUGACCUAAGCCGGUUAAAGCCUUAUUAAGCACGGCAUCUUGAUUCCUAACCAUAAUAUCCUGGCGUUAUCUGCUUUGCCACUCGCUUGUGCGGUCAAAUUCUCUGCUGCCUUUUGACUUUUACGCAAGAUGAUAAAAAUAACUCCAGAGACUUAAACCAAACCUAUGCAGACAGCGAAAGAGCAUUACGUAUAUGGUCUAUUGUUUGCCCCACAAAAAAACAGAGAGACCACAAACGCGCUCUGCUUCCUGCUUUGUCUGUUACCUUCGGUUAUUCCUGCGUGCGACUUUAAAGAAAAGAGCUUGGGUAUAUUUGACUUAGUUUGCAGAAUAUAAGAGUUAAGAUUACAGGCUUCAGCUGAGACAGAAAAGUCGAAAUAAGGAACCAAAAUUGAGGCGUCCAGGUCCUGUUUUUUGCGUGUUGUCUGUCUACCUAACAUCACAUGGUUGUCUGUGUGUAUGCAAGCAGAACCACUCUGGUAUUUACAGUAACUCACUUUGAGUGCUUUCAGCUCAACCUCUAGGGAAGUCAGAGUUCACAUUAGUACUUUUAAGUUUCCUCUUUUUUUUUUCAAGCUUUUCCUGAAUCCGGUCCUUGUUUGAGAACGAGUGGGAGAUGAGCACUUAUGUAAUAAAGGAAAACACUGGGAUGAUGAAGCUGCUCAGUGCAGCAGAAAUGAACCGUCCUGAAUGACAACAUCCUUUGAUGAUCUCUGAGACUGUAUUCUUGGUUUCACUGCAACUGAUCAGAAGUUUGUUACUGAACUUUUUCCAUGUAGGAGUUGUAAAACUUGCAGAUUAUUUCCCCUGUUGCAGACUUCCUUCUUGUUCCCUCACAUCAAUUCUGCUCUUUUUGUUGAGUCAGCCCUCUGAUCCCCACAGACAAAUCUCUCUUUGUAUCAUCUCGGCUGUUUCCUAGCGGGGGUUUAGUUGUGAGACCAGGGCCUUGGCAAACAGUUUCUGACCACGCUGACCCUCCGCAGCAUGACUGAGCACUACUGACAGUAGGCUGCCAACUCUCAGUCUGACGUGGGUGAAAUGGAAAGAGAGAGGAGACGGGGUGUUGCAGAAAGAUGUCAGAAUAACUCAACGCCGGUCUCAAUACGCAGACAAAGAGCGAGAGCGGCGAAGGGCGUAAAAUGACAGUUUGACAGUCAUACUGAGGGGAUUUAAGCUCUUCAUUCGCUUUAACAGUACCUCCCUGCCACAGUGAAUGUUUUUUGCUCACUUCCCUGUUUCAAACUUCUUCACUUCCUCCAAAUGAGACACAGAUCGACAUGAGGAAGCGUCGCUUUUUUCAUUUUUGAAAUUCCAAACUGAGACUUGAAUGCCAGCUCUUUUCAUGCAACGACUUCUGUUUCAAAAACUUUACAGAUCAACAUAACACUAGAAAGAAAUCAGCUCUGAUUUGAUUAUCUACAUGACAUUCCUCUGGCUCUGAAUCAGCCCAUUGCUGUGACUUCAAAUGAGAUAAAGAAAUAUUUAUCUACAAGCACAGUCCUCUUUUAGCAGCAGGGAAUGAUUCUCUGACCACCUGUCGCUUUCCCGGUGAUGCCCUUCAGACUGUCUGACGUCAGGCUUCCUUCCCUCCCCCAUCUGACCCACGCCAUCUUGCCCCAGAGGGGGGUGACCUGUUUGUUUGCUUGUUUUGCAUCCUCCUCUUCUUCUCCUUUUUCAUACCUAUCCUUUUCUACCUUAAAGACAACUUUUCCUCAAACCCUUUGACUCUGAUGCACAAAUGAUUGAACUUUUGCACAUUCAGGGCUAAAGUAUAGAUCAAAAUAUCAAUCUCAGUAUCUAUAUUUGAAAAUUUGAUGCCCGUUGCCUUUAAUCUGAGCCGUCCUGUGCAUGCUUUUAAAAGACUGGAUGUCUUCCAGAGUCAUUAAGGAUGGUUAGUCGUGAUAAAACAGAGCCCGAAGUUUAGAAGUUCCUGUCUUUUUUGAUCCCGUAUUCUCCUUGAGUUUCUGUCUCACACCCAUCGCCUCUGCCGCCCUGCUGCGUUAGCUCUGGUUAAUCGGGUUCAGAGAGGGAGGAUUAGCCUCCUGUGCCUCACCAUGAUUCGCCCAGCCUCUCUAAUGCAGAGCUAUUAUUUACUCUCUUCUGCAGACAGACACUAUGAGGAUGAAGCUGCAGUAACAAGGCCUAGUUUGCAUUGUGGUGCCUGUUAUUUUUUGUCCCAAUAUUGUGUCUUCUCCUGUGGGUGUGUUAACUGUGGUACAAGUCAAGGCCUCAGAGAUGAGUCUCUGUUAUGACAAAACACAGUGAAUGUGCUGUGCUGAGCAAUCAGUGUGUCUUCAGUCUGGUCUGUUUACACCACACUGACUUUGGGGUAAACACUCCACACAAACAUCCGACAAUCCAGAACAAGACGACUUAAACUCCCAAAGGUCUUAUUCGUGUCCUUUACGCUAAAACCAUAAAUCUGCCUGGUCUGCUGCAUAAAUGUCUAUAUUUGGAUGAUGGCGCUCUUUCCUUGAAUAAUCAAAAAGUUAGUUAAUGAAGCGUCCAGUAAGUAAAUCUCAGAGAGAGUAAUUCUGUGGCGUUAAGCCUCAUGCUGUCAGUUAACAUUACACUGACAGAUUACAAACAUCUCACAGGGACUGAGUCUCACUUUAAGCACACAUCAGAGAAAAACUGAUCAGCUUCAAAAUCACUAAAAGAUCUUUGCCCUCACCUGUGCAAGAAAAGACAUUUUUAAGUGGAGGUUUUAAUAUUAUAAAAAGCACUUUACUAUUUUUUUGAAUGCAGAGUUUCAAUUUAACAAAGCGAACUGAAACUGAAUCAUCGUCUUCCUUCUUUUGUUUACAGGGAAAAGUCUGUUUUGAUGAGGACCAGCUGGAGCAGCUGUGCGAGUAUCCGUCAGAGACCUCCAUGUUGGCCAGUACCCCCUUCCCUCAUGACCUGUGGAGGACUGAGAGGCCACAGGAUGAGGAGGCGCAGGAUGAGGAGGCGGAAGUGGAGGUGUCGAAAGGCACAAGGAACAUAGGGAUUUCAACAGGACGGGGUCUAAGAGUCGGUCAGUUUCGCCCCUUACUCAGAAAACAUGAACAUAGUUAGUGAGAGCGAAAUUGUCUUGUUCUUGGUGUCCACAAACUUUCUUCCAGUUUGAAAAAUAUAGAUAUAUAGCAAUUAAAGUUGCAAACCUGUCAAAAUUGGUGUUAAUAUACAGCAAGUGGAGUUGUGUUCAUGCAGGUAUGAUCCUCACAAAUCCACAGAUACUAAGAAUGUAAAAACUGUUAGACGAAAUGUAACGUCACCCCCUGAAUUAUAAUAUAAAAUCAAUCUGAAAUGUUCUAUUAUUCAUUUUUGAUCUCUGUCUCUGUCUUCCAGAUGAGUCCUGCCCUCGGUAGAAGCCAGCCACCUCGCCAAAAUUGUCCAUGAGAUGAAAUGACCAUCACCUCGUGCUCGUAUAACAAUAUCACAUGAUGUUUAUAAUGUUUCACUGUUGAACUGAAUGAGUGACUGUGAUAUUUGUGACUUCUUUGUUUGAGAUAGCCUCAGAAUGAAUGAGUGUUGUUGAACAAAUGUAUAGUACGUUUUGGUUUAUGCAGUUGAAAAUAAGGGACACAAGUGUGCUAACUGGAUAAAAUAUCAUUUAGUAAUAUUUUCAGGGAUUUGAAGGACAAAUGUGAAUGUAUUAGCACGGUACACAAUAAAAGACCCUCAGGUGCGCCCUGUUGGGCUCUUACGGAUCACUUGACUAUGCAAUAUAACAAUUAAAUUUUAUCUGUAGCGACUUUAUUCUAUAGUUUAUUUUGAGUCAGUCAUUUUCUAAAUUGAAGUAAGCACUGCCUCAGCACUGAAGAGUGAUGUUUGUAUCAUCUGUUUUCAUGUGCCUGCUGGAUCUGCCCAUACAGAUGAUAUGAAGAUCAAUCUGUAUAAAUUAGACGUGUGUCUUUUUUGAUGUUUUUUUUCUUUAUGGACUGAAGCCUUUUUGAAUUAACUCUUUCAGUGGGUGUUGUGUUGUGUUGUGUUAAAUGUCGCAGAAACAGGGGUGGUGCAAUGUGUGCAGGAUGCUUGUGUGUUUUGUAGGGUUUAAUCGAGCCUUACAGUUCACAAUAACAACUCUGGUAACAAUUUAGUCAAUAUUUAUGGAUGUAAAUGAAAGAAAUAUGUUAUUGUUUGUGUCAGAUAGAGAGAGAGAGAGUUUUGUGAGAGAGUCCUGGGAAAAAAGCUGACUAAAGAACAUAAAUUAUCAGACAAACAUCAUCACAUCACAGCCAUUACUAAACUAUUGGUUCUAUUAACCCUAUGAUACAAAACACAUGCAGAAUAUUUCUUAUGAAUAAAGAUUUAAUUGGUUAAAGUGACUGCAAAUUAUUUUUUUUCUAUGACUUUUAUGAAGCUGGCUUCAAAGAGAAAAAAAAUCUAAUAAAUAUUUCUGAAAAUA
Messenger RNA from Xyrichtys novacula (pearly razorfish), 9416 nucleotides. The record is from the annotation of a GenBank genome assembly. Lineage: Eukaryota; Metazoa; Chordata; Actinopteri; Labriformes; Labridae.